Messenger RNA from Rhagoletis pomonella (apple maggot), 9394 nucleotides. RefSeq names its product piezo-type mechanosensitive ion channel component (gene Piezo). The record is from RefSeq and is a predicted model, not a curated record. Gene Ontology annotation, cellular component: plasma membrane. Gene Ontology annotation, molecular function: monoatomic cation channel activity; mechanosensitive monoatomic ion channel activity. The transcript has 37 exons. Gene Ontology annotation, biological process: cellular response to mechanical stimulus; detection of mechanical stimulus; regulation of membrane potential. Bases 558 to 8426 code for a protein of 2622 amino acids. NCBI's taxonomy places the organism in Eukaryota, Metazoa, Arthropoda, Insecta, Diptera, Tephritidae.
CAAAGCGGUUGGACGUGUACGCGGUUGAAUUAAAAUAUUUUUUAUAAAUAGCAAAAUAAAAAGUGAAAUUUGGGCAAAUUAAAGUGCAAUUGGUGCGCUUUUAUUUUGUUUUAUUAGCCCACGUUUCUCGCCUGGCGACUGACAAGUGUGGGUGGCGACAGCUGUCAAUUUCUUGUGUGCAAUACAAACAAACAAAAAAAACAAGCAAGUGCAAUAUUGCAGCCGGUGUAAAUUAAUUAAUUUUCAUUAAGCAUUAAUUGAAAUGUCUAGAAAGCCGGCUAUGUAAUCCGUUGCAAUACCUACAACAAAAGAUUAGUUAUAAAAGUUGUAAAGUUGAAGUGACAAAAUCUACAUAUUUAUAUUUAAUAUUUACCCGAAGUAAACUCCAAUUAAAAGUACUUAUCAAAAAUUUUACCAACGAACGGCCGCAACAGCAGAUAAGUGGGCCCCAAUGUGACCAAUUUCGGCUGGUGAUGCCGCAAAAACAACAAAACCAGCAGCUGACGCAGGUACUUCAACCUCGAUAGUAGUAAGAACACACUUAAUUCUUCCACAAAAUGGCAAUCAGCUAUGGCUGUCUUGCGGUGCAAUAUGUGGUGGUGCCGACGGUACUGGUGCUGGCCGCACUAUUCCGCCCUGCCGGUAUCUCGUUCGUGUACCUGUUAAUGUUUUUUAUAACGCCCUUUAUCCCCAUCGCCAACAGUCGUAAUUUUAAAAGUUCCGUAGGACCGUUUUUCAUCAUACUCAUCGCACUAUGUGCACUACUACUAUUAUGUCAUAUAGUACUGCAAGUGACAAUAAUUGCUAUGAAGAUCGAAUCGAUCUUCGCUAUGUGUUCAUUUACGCAACAACUGUUGCGACACAUCGGAUUCAUUAAUUUGCAAAACCUACAUCCAAUAGCCGCCAUUGAAUGGCAUGCGCCGGAUUUGUUGGUUUUCAUCACAGUGGUAGUUUCAUUUAUAAUCAUAAAAAAGCUAUCACAAACACCACCACCAAUUACUCUGCAGUUAGAAAUUGGAGAAGCUAUACCGAUUCCGUUGCGAGAAUCGGAUGACAAUGUUAAUCCAGAUGAUGAAGCAUUCUUCGAUGGAUUAAUAAGAAUAUCACCACUCUUCUGCCUGGCGAUGCUCUUUGUUAUAUCCGUGCUGCGGCCGUCAGCGCCUGCUGGAUUAUACUUUCUCAUAUUCCUGUUGAGUGGCACAUACUGGGCCACCUAUAAUUCGCUGCGACAAGGAUUCUCCGUGCUGCUGCGUUUUCUCAUGCUGAUGAUUGCAUUGCACUCGGUGUGUAUUGUCGCAUAUCAAACGCCAUGGGCGCAACAUUAUUUGAGUAGUGAUAAUUUAAUAGCAAGACUGAUCGGCCUGGAGCCGUUGGUCCUAUCGUCCUGCGAUCGGGAUAUACGCGUUAUGAGCUACAAUUUGAAGUACAGUUUCGACUCCUUCAUUCUUCCUAUUUUAAUGCUGUUAACAUAUUUUGUGCUUGCGCUCACCGCCAAGUGCCUAAGCAAUGCAAAUGUCACUGCAAAGCCCAAACCCGCCAAAGGCCAAUUAGAAAAUGGUAGUAGAUUAAAUCGUCAAAUAUCUCGCGUAACGACACAUUCAUUGCGUAGUAGUAAAAAGGAUAGUUGGACACGUGCACAACGCCUGACUCUGGUGAAACGUUUACGCAAAAGUGAUGCCAAAGAAAUCACAAGCGAUGAAAUUGCACUGGAAACGCAGACGUCCACACAAUCCGUCGAUAUAUUUACUAAUACGAUAUGCGAUCAGAUUUGCUAUGGCUUUAUAAGCAUUGGCCAGUUUAUAUAUCAGAAUAGUUAUAUAUUUACAAAUAUCUCUAUGAUGACCUGGUCCAUCAUUUAUCACAGUUGGCUGACCUUCGUUCUACUACUUUGGGCCAACAUACUUUGGAUGAUACCCAAUCAGCGUAAGGCCAUGAUGCGUUCCAGUCCCUUCAUCGUAUGCUAUGCCGAGUUACUACUGAUAGCGCAAUAUAUUUAUGGCAUGAAUUUGAAAAAUGACGAAUUACCCUCCAAAGUUGAUACCGCCGGCAUCAAUUUGCAACAAAUCGGUCUUGAGCGCCCGCAGGAGCAUGGCACACACCCCUGUGUGCCACUAAUUGUCAAAACGCUCUUUCUACUCAUGUUUUGGGUUACUUCAAGGCAGUUUUUCCAAGAGAAAGCCGAGGAGAAACGCAAUAAGCGUAAAACACCUAUUGCAAUGGCACUUGAAACUAUAGAUUCGGAUACAUCCGUUGAAUCGGCGCGCAAGCAUACAUCGAAAUUCCUCAAGAAAAUUGGCGAUAUCGUGAAAAAUCUUUUAGUGCGCUUAUGGAUUUGGAUGCUAGUUUUGGUGAUCUUCUUGUGCGCCAUGACGGGAAAAUUUAUGACCGGUUUUCGCAUAUGCUACAUGGCGUUAUUUCUCUUCUUCUUACUCGUCUUCCAAUCAUCAUCGAAGGUGUGGGUCAAGGUCAUGUAUGGUUUUUGGCUAUUCAUCAUCUUCUAUGCCAUGUCCAUGCUGAUACUCAUUUACACCUAUCAAUUUGAUAAAUUCGAUCAAUAUUGGUAUGAGUAUUUGAAUAUAUCACAAACGCUCCAAAACGAUAUCGGCCUGGAGCGUUACAAAACCAAAGAUCUCUUCCUGCAUCUGGUCUCACCAACGCUAAUCGUUGUACUAACAGUCAUACAGGUGCAUUAUUUCCAUCGUCGUUUCAUUGAGUCGCUAGGAGAGCGUGAACCGGCUGACAUAAAUGAUGCACGGGUCCCAAAAACUGAAACUGAGCAGCCUAGAAAAGACUCGAAGUCUGAUCGUAGCAAUGAUGCUACGAAAUUGAUUGUUUCAUCGCUAAAACGUUUACGUAAUAUUACAAGGCAUUACUUCAUUGUUUCGAAGAAAUUGUUUUGGCGCUUCUUGGAAUUACACAUCAUUAAGGCUGUAUAUAUAACAGCAUUUGUUUGCGCCGUUAAUGAGGUGUGUGUUAUUCACGUCAUAUUCGUAGCGCUCUGCGUACUGGGUUGCAUCACAAGAACCUCUAUACAAAUCUUUAUCAGCCGCAUAAUCUCUUUUGUUGUAUCAAUUAUAAUAUUAGCAAAAAUGAUCUACCAAAUUGGUUAUCUAUCGCAUGAGGAUUACGAUGUGAAAUGCGAUAAUGAAAACACAACACACGGCAAUAGCGCAGUAUGGUUUGGCCUACAGAAAGCCGAUGAUACGACAAAUGGUUUAAUUGGUCUCAUAAAAAUGUACAUUAUUUAUAUGAUCGCUGUAACGCUGCACGCUGUGGUCAGUCUAAGGCAAUUCCAAAUGCGCGCAAUUUAUGGCCAUUCGCAAAAAGAUCAUGGCAAAGUGCUAUUCCCUAGCACGGAUCGUGUCAAAGCGGAAAAGAAUCUCAAAUCUAUGAUACAGUAUCUCUUCAAUUAUGGCUUUUAUAAGUUUGGACAAGAAAUCUCACUGAUAAUGUUGGUCACCACAAUUGCCUAUCGACAGGAUAUUGUAGCGAUUUGUUAUGUUGUGUGGUUAUCUGUGCUGUUGAUGUUCAGUCGAAAGCGGCGUAGCUCCGUUUGGGGUAUAUUCCAAGUGUUCAUUGCGUUGGGUAUAUUUUUACAAUACCUAGUUUUACUCGGAUUGCCGCCAAGCCUUUGUUUGGAAUACCCAUGGCAGGAUUCUCGCUUCUCAGCACCCAUACAAGGCUGGCUUUUGCUCCCCGGUAACCUGCAUUAUGAUCACUCGAAAAAAUUGAUUUUCGAUUUCAUUCUCCUACUGAUGGUAACGCGUCAAAAGCGUAUCUACCGCAUCGAAGAACGUCUCGGCGACAGCUAUCCGGGUGGCUCGAAUCGUAAUGUGGUUAAGGACAUUGAAGAUUUGGGUCGUGUGCCUUUUGAAAAUCCAACAAAUGAUUUCCUUUCGCAUGUGCGCAACUACUUGGAUAUUUUCAUGUAUGCCAUACUCUGCGGCUUCUUUUGGGUAACACUGGCCACCGUAUUUUUGGCCGGCACAAAUAUGAGUGAUUUUCUCGCUUUGGGUUAUCUAAUUGGCGCUUUCACAUUCUUGUGGGAAGGUUCCGAUUUCUAUUUGCGUCCCAUACGUCAAAUAAUCAAUCGUUGGCGUUGGCUGCUCGCUUUUAAUGUUUUUAAUAUUGUUGUGAAGACCUGUUUUGAAAUGGCUGGUUGUCUAUUCUUAGAAGAAUUAACACAGAAUUGCUGCUGGCUUGUACAUUUGUUGGGCAUCGGCUGUUACUUUCAUACGCAAAUACCCGUCGAUGAUGCACUAAAGGAUAAAGGCGGUGGCGAAUGCCCGGAGGUGAAUAAAUCGACAAUACUAAUGUGGGAUACUAUUUGUUUUGCAUUCCUCAUACUACAAAUGCGUAUCUUCAAAUCGCAUUAUUUCUGUCACAUAAUCAUCGAUACGAAGGCGAAUAGCAUAUUGGCGACGAGAGGCGCUGAUAUUAUUGAGGAUCUACGUCAGAAACAAAUCGAACAUCGUCAACAACAUGAAAACGAAAUUUUGGUCAAGAUCAAGCGCAAAAUGGAACGUAUACGUGCCACACAACAAAAGAUGUUGAAACCCAUUGAUAAACCCACACAUUUCGAUGAACAUGGUGCUCCAAGCAAACAGCACAAACGGAAAGAGAUUAAGUUACACGGACCUGAUGCGCCCGACGCGCCUGUUGUCGUUGAACAAUUAAGGCUGCCACACAAAAAAGCUGUACGUGCCGGAGAUUAUUACAUGUUCGAAGAUGUGGAUGAUAAAUUCGAAUUGGACGUAAUCGAUGAUGAGCAAGAUUUCCUAUCGGAACAAGAAAGCGAAAAGAAAUUGCAACGUCGUAAAACGGUCAUAAAUGUUUGGAAGGAUAUACAAACUGCCGAAUUUCGUCGUCAAGUCUAUAUGCGUCAGCGUUCAUACGCUUCGGCGCCUGGUUCCCGAAUUGGCAUUAAAAUCGAUGAAGAAUUAGAGACGGAAACCGAAAAUGAGGCUGGUGUGCGUACAUCGACGUUAUCCGAGCCACACGAUUACUCUGUACCGCCGCGUUCGGCUAGCGAAUACUUUACUGACAUAAAACGCAAGUCCGAAGUAACACCAUCAACAAGCAAGGAAGCAAAAGAGGCAUCCGAAUUGGAGGAGAAGAAGAAAAAGAGCGAUGUAGUCGACUCUGAGGACUCUGAAGAUGAUUUGGAGGCAAAUCCCAUAAUUCGUCUAUUGGAAGGUUUCCUUGUAUCUCUGACAAUUGGUUUACAUCGCUUGUCACGCAACUAUCGUUAUGUGAAUAAAAUUAUGUCGAAUGAAAAGCGCUUGCUUAAGGAAACUCAUAGCGUCAAUUUGCUGAUACGACCAGCCGCCAGCACAGUCUUUGUCAAUAUUAAGAAUUUGUCGCCAAGUGAUGAGAAUGCAGAUCCUGCUGGCUCGAUUGGUUCUGCUUCGAUUGAUACACAAAACGAAACGAACACACGACCAUUGCCACAUAGUAUAACGAAUGUUACCGAUUUGAAUACCAUCACCUCAGACACCUCCCCACCAUCAUCGAUACCGCCACUCAUAAACGAUACACAACCAGAUCGGCAACAACAAUCAGAACUGCAGCAGACAGGGGAUCCACAUGCCAUUAUUGAAAUGUCAGUGGAUACUGUCGAUGAGCGAAAUGAUAGACACGAUGAAGAAGGGCAUGUAUCAAUACUACGAUCCCACAGCCUGGUUAUGCUCGAAGAGGAUUUCACAGCGCGUGAGCAUCACAUCAUCAUCGAGUUCCUCAUUUCCCUUUGGUAUGCAUUACUCUCGAACACGGACAUAAUUUGCUAUCUGGUGGUGUUUAUUAAUCAGGUAGUAAAUGCCAGCAUCAUUUCUUUGCCUCUACCCCUAAUGGUGUUCCUUUGGGGUACACUCUCAUUGCCGCGCCCAACGAAAACAUUUUGGGUCACACUUAUUGCUUAUACACAGGCGAUUGUGCUGAUUAAAUGUAUAUUCCAAUACAAAUUGAUUUGGGCCAAUUAUAUUAAUCUGCCGAAUGAUCCAUUGGCGCCAGCAAAAAUAUUCGGCGUCGAAUUGAAUCCAAAUUAUGCCAGUUAUGAUUUGUUACUACUGCUGGUGCUAUUCUUUCACAGAUUCAUUUUAAAAUCGCAUGGUCUCUGGAAGUCGGAAUACAAGUUCCCACGCGGCACAACAUCAGUCGAUACAACACCUGAGCUAGGAAGUGAACAGCAAUUGCAGGACAGUAACAACAAAGAAAGUCUCAUUAACGAUUUAACUGCUGACGUUAAUGGCGCUCAAAGAAGAAAAGCCAUUACGGAUGUCGAAGAUAGUUCCAUGCCCGAAUCAAGAACUGACACUGAUAACAAUGCCAGACCAGAGGAAACGGAUGGUGUGCGAAGAAGAAGCCCUCGAAAUCGACAUAGUGAUAAUCAUGAAACUGAUUCCGCACGAGAUAGCAGAGAGAACGUCACUGAAAAUAAUAGAAAAGAAGGUGGCGCUGAGCCACAGGAUGGCACGCACUUGAUUAUCAAAAGAGAUGCUGCCGAAGAUGGUGAUAGGAGAAGUCAAGCGAGUGUUAUGAGUGCUAAUGCAUAUAAGCAAAAGCUGAAGCAUUUAAGACGUGCCAAGUACCUGUCAUCUGUGCGAAAAUUCUUCACAAAUUUAUUAUCAAAAUCUCGCCUGCCAGCUGAUGUCUAUGCACUGAUGUUCCUCUGCGAUUUCGUCAACUUUUUCGUGUUACUUUUCGGUUUUACUGCAUUUGGUUCUCAACAAUCUGACAGCGCCGGUGGUGUACAAACAUAUUUGGAGGAAAAUAAAGUGCCAAUACCCUUCUUAAUCAUGUUGUUGGUGCAAUUCAUAUUGAUCGUAAUCGAUCGUGCUUUGUAUCUGCGUAAGGCUCUGCUGCACAAAAUCAUUUUCCAUUUCCUCUCCGUUAUCGGCAUACACAUUUGGAUGUUCUUCAUUGUGCCUGCAGUGACUGAGCGCAGUUUCUACUCAUUGGCACCGCCAAUUAUUUUCUACAUAAUCAAAUGUUUCUACAUACUAUUGUCGUCAUAUCAAAUUAAAUGCGGUUAUCCCAAACGUAUUUUGGGCAACUUCUUAACAAAAGGUUUCUCGCUAGUCAACAUGGUGGCAUUCAAAGUCUACAUGGCCAUACCAUUCUUAUACGAGCUGCGCACAAUACUUGACUGGGUGUGCACGGACAGCACAAUGACACUCUUUGAUUGGCUGAAAAUGGAAGAUAUAUUUGCCGAUAUAUAUUUCAUUAAAUGUAGUCGACAAAUGGAAACUGAUUUCCCCGCCAUACGCGCCACUAAAAAACCGAUACUAACCAAACUACUCAUGGGUGGCCUAUUCAUUAUAGCCAUUGUGAUAGCGCUUUGGGGUCCAUUGUGCAUUUUCGCAUUGGGCAAUGCUGUCGGUCAAUCGAAUAUACCCUUACAAGUGAGCAUUUCUAUACGUAUCGGUUCGUAUGCGCCCAUCUAUCAAACGAAUACACGUGAUAAUAUUAUCGCUUUCGAUGAGUCAAUGUACGGUGACAUGAAAGGUGCUUAUGUCAAGGAUCGAGCGGCAAUAACGUUCCUAAGCAGCUAUGAUGCAACUGAUAUUGCAGCUAUUAAGUUGCCAGGAAAUUCGCCUUCGCUAUGGAAUAUCUCACCACCAGAUCGCAAUCGUUUGCUGGAAGAGCUGAAAAGUAAUGGCACAAUUGUGGCUAGCUUUGCCUAUUCAAUUACACGCAUACCGCCUGACAAGAGUUUAGUGGGCACUGUUUCGAGCGAGAUCGUCUUUAAUAUGAACGAAACGUUUCCUGGUCGAGAAAACCUGAUCAACAUGUUGGAAUCAAAUGGCACCGCUUCAUCGAAGGUUGUGAGCUUGCCCGAUUUGGUGCCUAAAUUUAUUAAGAUAUUAAACUCUGGCGAUGUACAAAUUGUGCACCAAUUGAUGCGAAAUGGACAAACUUAUCGUCCGCUUUCGAUUCGUAUGCGCACCAGUUCUUCCGCGCGUAUCUGGUGGGAACUUUCAGAUUUCUGCGAUGAUGAAUUCCACACAAAUUUCUUAUCGAAAUUACCCUUGGAUAAAUGCAAUUCUGGCAUCGUUUUGUAUACGUUUAACGAUAAAAAGUUCCCGUCUACGUUUAGCUUUAUUACCAAAGGCGGCAUUCUUGGCGUGUACACCACUUUCGUCAUUGUGGCAUCCCGCUUCUUCAAGUCCUUCAUUGGUGGACAAAAUCGCAAAAUUAUGUUCGAGGAUAUGCCUUAUGUGGAUAGAGUGCUGCAAUUGUGCCUUGAUAUAUAUUUGGUAAGAGAAGCGCUUGAAUUUGCGCUGGAAGAGGAUCUCUUUGCCAAAUUAAUCUUCCUGUAUCGAUCACCGGAGACGAUGAUAAAGUGGACGCGUCCCAAAGAGGAAGCUGACGAUGAAACGGACUCGGAGUCUAUGCGCAGUCGUGGUAGCUUACGUGGUGCCAGAUAAAAAACAAACGAGUGAAAAACGCACUGAUUUAUUCACACAACAACACAACUCGAAAGUUAUAAGUCUUAGAAUUUCAUAUCUAGUACAUUUCGCUGCACAAUCAAGUAAUGAAUACUUUCCUUUUUCUAUUUUAAUAUUUGUGUUUAUGUUACAAAAACAUAUAGUACAUACAUACUAACAUUUACAUAAACCCUUGUUGUUCGCAUUACAAACAAUCAUUGACACAUUUCAAAUGCCCCUAGAGAAGAUGCAAAACCUAAUUUGAAAUAAUUUGUUGUGCCCCUUAUAAAGCGAUAGGUUAUAUUUAUAGAAAUCUCAUGAGGCUGGACAUGUCUUUGCGAAAGAAUUUUUUUUUUUUUUUGGGUAGCAUAGGUUUGCUGAUGUGUGUGUAGUAGGUACAUACAUAUAUCAAGUAUGCUAAUACAUAUUGAUGAUGGUUGUUGAUCCCAAUUACUUAUUAUCUCAAAAUUACGAAAUUUGAUUUGGAAGAAAAUUCACAUUUCGAAUUAUUAUGAAAAUACGGUUUUGGACUCCAAAUAAAAUUUACUCGAAUUUCAAAGAAAAGAAGUUGCUAGUUUUUUAAAUUGUACGUUCAUCGUCGUUUUCGAGCACGUCAUAUCAGCUUGAUAGACUCAGUAGCUCAUUGAGAGUUGUUUAAGCCGUCUCAUAUGCCCUCAAACGCCCUCAAACGCCCUACUUAGACUUUUGCACUUUUCUGGGAAGCAUUAGCAAGCAUACUUUUUUCUUGUUUUUUUUUUAUUUUAUUUACUUAAACAUACACACAAACCACAUAGUAAAACUCCUUAAAAGAACUGCCGUUAAUGUUGUACACUAUUUUUUUUUUAUUAAAAAACAAACCGAAAAAAUGGGGAAACGAUAUUAUUGAAAACGUACAUAAACAAAAGAGAAAAAGGGAAGGGGCAUUUUUAUAUUUGUAAGUUCAAAGCAACAAAAACUUAUUCAUGCAA